AUGAGCGCCGAAGAGCUGCACGAUAUUGCCGCUGCCUUGGCAAAGGCACGCAUCACGCAAACACCGAUCGACCCCCCGAAAACCACAUAUCCCGCUCUCACUGCCGAUGGUGCAUUCGAGAUCCAGAGGAUCACAGUCCAAAACGCGGUCAAAGGCGGCGACCGGCAUGUUGGGUACAAGCUGGGAAACAUCGCCAAGGUCAUGCAAGCCGCCUUUGGUCUCGACCACCCAGACUACGGCUUCCUCCUGGGAAGUCUCUUCCUGCACGAGGGCGAGAAGAUCUCCCUGAGCAAGUUCAUCAAGCCGUACGUUGAGCUCGAGCCCGCCUUCGUGCUCAAGGGACCUCUCAAAGGCCCCAACGCAACCGUCGCAGACGUGGUGCGCGCGAUUGACUUUGCCAUCCCUGCCAUUGAGAUUAUUGACUCGCGAGUCAAGAACUGGGCCAUCGGUCUCGAGGACACGCUGGCGGACAACGGGUCUCAGGGAGGCAUCAUCCUCGGCGGCACCCCACGGCGCAUCACCGACCUGGACCUGCACAAUACAAAGGGGGUCCUCCGAUUCAACGGCACCAAGAUUAUAGCAGGCAACACGCAAAACAUCCUGGGAAACCCCUUGGCGGCUACUGCAUGGCUGGUCAACAGUCUCGCUGCGUACGAUGUCGAGUUCCUUCCGGGCCAGGUCAUCAUGCCUGGCAGCUGCCUUCAGGCGAUGCCAAUGGACCGACCAGGACGGUGGAGCUGCAGCUUCGAGGGCUGGGGGAGUAUUGAGUUUGACGUUGUUGAGUAA
Molecule: messenger RNA, 786 nt
Organism: Cordyceps militaris CM01
Lineage: Eukaryota; Fungi; Ascomycota; Sordariomycetes; Hypocreales; Cordycipitaceae
Product: TodF product hydratase, putative
Exons: 1
Coding region: 1-786 (261 amino acids)
Cellular component (GO): cytoplasm
Molecular function (GO): 2-oxopent-4-enoate hydratase activity
Source: RefSeq, a predicted model, not a curated record